Molecule: messenger RNA, 807 nt
Organism: Emys orbicularis (European pond turtle)
Lineage: Eukaryota; Metazoa; Chordata; Testudines; Emydidae
Exons: 5
Coding region: 1-807 (268 amino acids)
Source: RefSeq, a predicted model, not a curated record
AUGCUGUUCACCAAAUAUCUGCUUUGGUCUUUCAUGGUGGUACGAGUGCAGUUAUUUUUGCACCAACUUCAGCCGUUCCUGUUUGUGAACAUUAAUGAUACAGCAAAGAUCCAGUGCUCUUCCAAAGAACAAUUAUUAGCAGGAGGUGUGACAGCUCAGUGGUACAGGAGACGAGAAGGCGAGGCCCCCAUGUUAAUUAAGAGCUGCUCAGAUAAUCAAAAUGUAAAUAAAGUUGCUUGCAUAUUGGAAGGACACAACUUGACACUGGCAAUCUACAAUGCCCAACGGAAUGACUCUGGGGUUUAUUACUGUACCGAUUCGUACAUCAUCUUCUUGACUUUUGGCAACGGAUCGACCCUGAUUGUUGGAGACAGUUACACCACCAGCAGUUGGGUGCUGCCUCUGGCUCCAUCUCCCCACAGCCUCCUCUCCCCCGGGACGGCUGAUCUGGCUUGUGUGGUCCAUGGAGUUUCCAACCCAGUCCAAAUUUCCUGGAGUAUUUCUGGGGAUCUGCAGGAACAGGGGCUGACGCGUUCGCUGAAAGCAAAGGAUGGCUCCUUGGUGUUCAUAAAUCGCAUCAGUGUCCCCGUGGCCACCUGGACCAGUGGGAAGAAUUUCACCUGUGAUGUUAAAUUCAACUCAUCUGGCAAGAGUGUGAAGAAAAUUGCCAGGUAUAUUGAAGCCCAUUCCAGCGAGUGUGUGCCGCAGACGCUGCGCUAUGCAGUGGCAAUUUUCUUGGUGGGUCAAACCGCUUAUGCCCAACUGGAGGUUGAUUCAAGGAAUCCCAACCAGAGCAGGGAGCAGUGA